Molecule: messenger RNA, 4140 nt
Organism: Hippocampus comes (tiger tail seahorse)
Lineage: Eukaryota; Metazoa; Chordata; Actinopteri; Syngnathiformes; Syngnathidae
Gene: ctnna1
Product: catenin (cadherin-associated protein), alpha 1
Exons: 18
Coding region: 153-2876 (907 amino acids)
Biological process (GO): cell-cell adhesion; cell migration
Cellular component (GO): adherens junction; catenin complex; actin cytoskeleton
Molecular function (GO): structural molecule activity; cadherin binding; actin filament binding
Source: RefSeq, a predicted model, not a curated record
CGUUCUCUGGGAGUCUAGCUGCCAGGAAGUUCAGGAACUCGGUCACCGCCCAAUCCCCCCUCCGUAUCAGCUAUUGUUGGGAAACAAGUCCGCGACAGCGAAACCAGCUCUAUCGAAACUUUAAAGUGUUCUUUGUUCUUAGACUUCCAGACAUGACAAGCAUAAACACUGCGAACAUCAAUUUCAAAUGGGACCCGAAGAGUCUGGAGAUCAGGACUCUGGCAGUGGAGAGGCUGCUCGAGCCCUUGGUCACACAGGUCACCACUCUGGUAAACUCAAGUAACAAAGGCCCCUCUAACAAGAAGAAGGGACGCUCCAAGAAGGCACAUGUCCUGGCAGCUUCAGUGGAGACCGCCACCCAGAACUUCCUGGAAAAAGGAGAGAAGAUUGCAAAGGAGAGUCAGUUUCUUAAGGAUGAGCUGACUGCUGCAGUAGAGGAUGUCCGCAAGCAAGGUGAUUCAAUGAGGCAGGCUUCUGGAGAAUUUGCUGAGGACCCCUGCUCCUCUGUUAAGAGGGGCAAUAUGGUUCGUGCUGCCAGAGCCCUCUUGUCAGCAGUCACACAUCUGUUGGUUCUGGCAGACAUGUCUGAUGUCUACAAACUUCUACUGCAGCUUAAACUGGUGGAGGACAGCCUCGUGAAAGUGCGUAAUGCAGGAACGGAACAAGAUCUGGGGAUCCAGUAUAAGGCCUUGAAGCCCGAGGUUGACAAGCUGAACAUCAUGGCAGCCAAGAGACAACAGGAGUUAAAGGAUGCCCAACACAAGGACCAAAUGGCUGCAGCCCGUGGUGUUCUCCAGAAGAACAUCCCCAUGCUGUACACAGCAUCCCGUGCCUGCCUGCAGCAUCCCGACGUUGCUGCCUACAAGGCCAAUCGGGACCUGAUCUACAAGCAACUGCAGCAUGCAGUUUCUGGCAUCUCCAAUGCCGCUCAGGCCACUGCCACCGAAGAUUCCGCACUUAAUCAACCGGCUGGUGGUGGAGAGCUGGCAUAUGCCCUCAACAAUUUUGACAAACAAAUCAUUGUGGACCCUCUGGCGUUUAGUGAGGAGCGCUUUCGUCCAUCUUUGGAGGAACGUCUUGAGAGCAUUAUCAGUGGUGCUGCCCUCAUGGCCGACUCUUCAUGCACUCGGGAUGACCGCAGGGAGCGAAUUGUGGCUGAAUGCAAUUCAGUGCGCCAGGCUCUUCAGGACCUGCUGUCUGAGUACAUGGGCAAUGCCGGCAGAAAGGACAGGAGUGAUGCUCUGAACACAGCCAUUGACAGGAUGACAAAGAAAACCAGAGACCUCCGCAGACAGCUGCGUAAAGCUGUAAUGGACCAUGUGUCUGACUCAUUUUUGGAAACCAACGUACCCCUCCUGGUCUUGAUUGAAGCUGCAAAGAAUGGCAACGAGAAAGAAGUGAAGGAAUAUGCACAGGUGUUCCGUGAGCAUGCCAACAAGUUGAUCGAGGUGGCCAACUUAGCCUGCUCCAUUUCCAACAACGAGGAGGGAGUGAAGCUGGUCCGGAUGGCAGCAUCUCAAUUGGAAACUCUUUGCCCUCAGGUGAUUAAUGCGGCUUUGGCCUUAGCUGCAAAGCCUAACAGUAAGGUGGCACAAGACAAUAUGGAUUUGUUCAAGGAACAAUGGGAGAAGCAGGUCAGAGUCCUCACUGAUGCUGUUGACGACAUAACAUCCAUCGAUGACUUCCUUUGUGUCUCUGAGAACCACAUCCUUGAGGACGUGAAUAAAUGUGUUAUUGCUCUGCAAGAGAAAGACGUGGAUGGUUUGGAUCGCACUGCUGGGGCUAUUCGAGGCCGUGCUGCCCGAGUUGUCCAUGUGGUCACUUCUGAAAUGGACAACUAUGAACCCGGAAUAUACACAGAGAAGGUGUUGGAGGCCACAAAGCUCCUGACUGACACAGUGAUGCCACGGUUCACAGAGCAAAUUGAGUCUGCAGUGGAGGCCUUGAGCGCGAACCCCUCGCAGCCAGUUGACGAGAACGAGUUCAUUGAUGCUUCCCGUCUUGUAUAUGAUGGCAUUCGAGACAUUCGCAAGGCUGUCCUCAUGAUUAGGACUCCAGAAGAGUUGGACGACUCCGACUUUGAAACUGAAGACUUUGACGUUCGCAGCAGGACCAGUGUGCAGACAGAAGAUGACCAGCUGAUUGCUGGCCAGAGUGCAAGAGCUAUUAUGGCUCAGUUGCCACAGGAACAGAAGGCAAAGAUAGCUGAACAAGUCGCCAGCUUCCAGGAAGAGAAGAGCAAGCUGGAUGCCGAGGUAUCCAAGUGGGAUGACAGCGGCAAUGACAUCAUUGUUUUGGCCAAGCAGAUGUGCAUGAUCAUGAUGGAGAUGACAGACUUCACCAGAGGGAAAGGACCGCUUAAGAAUACAUCGGACGUCAUCAGUGCUGCCAAGAAAAUUGCAGAGGCGGGAUCAAGAAUGGACAAGUUGGGUCGCACCAUUGCCGAUAAUUGCCCGGACUCAACCUGUAAGCAGGACCUGCUCGCCUACCUGCAGCGUAUCGCCUUGUACUGCCACCAGCUCAACAUUUGCAGCAAAGUCAAGGCUGAGGUUCAGAAUCUGGGAGGAGAGCUGGUUGUCUCGGGGUUGGACAGCGCCAUGUCCCUCAUUCAGGCUGCAAAGAAUCUGAUGAACACCGUGGUGUCCACUGUAAAGGCGUCGUACGUUGCCUCCACCAAGUAUCAGAAGAACAAAGGUAUGGAGGCCCUCAAUAUGCCCGCCAUUUCCUGGAGGAUGAAGGCGCCGGAGAAGAAACCUCUGGUGAAGCGAGAGAAGCAAGAUGAUGGCCAAACUAAUCGGGUUAAAAGAUCCUCUCACAAGAAGCACGUCAACCCCGUGCAGGCCCUGAGCGAGUUUAAAGCAAUGGAUAGUAUCUAGAGCCUCCGUUUUGUUUUUGUAUAGAGAAUCAAGCUUGGCAUUAUAUAAAAAAGAGCUUUUAACUUUUUUUUUUGGAAAUUGUAAUCUUUCCAUUGUUCCAUUGAUGUACAUGUGCGUUUGCCUCAUCUCAAUUCCAGGAGGCUCCUGUGCACUUUUUUUUUCUUUUUGUGUGUGGAAAAAUAGUGAGGAAUCAAUUGGACACAGGCGUUUUGUAUUUUCACAUUUGUUUUCUGUUUUGUAUGUAUGACCUAAUUUCACAAAACCAUUCUCAUUUCGGUUAUUACCAUGCUGGGAUUCUCUGGUGUUUUUCAUUUUGUUGAUGAUGGUCUGUUCCACAAAUAUCAGCUAUGCAAACUCCCAAUGGCCUUACUUCAAGUCGAGCAAUAAUUAUUUGGUGAAUGUGAGAUUUGAAUAUGUCAUGGCCCAACUGCAACAAGCCGAAGUUGCUACCAUGUAUUUGCACCUGUUCACACUUGAUGACAGAUGCGUCAUCUCCAUGACACAUUUUUUUUUUUUUGGUUUCCCUCAUUUUGUUCAGCAAUCAUGGCUUUUUUGGCCAUGUAACUGAGAUGUUCUUUUGACGCAUUUAAGCCAAACUGAUCCGCUCUUUAGUCCAACUCUUUUUGAUGAAGCCUUUUCAAAUCCAGUGAGCCAAACAAUCAAUGAUGUACGCCUCUUCUCUGCACAGCUGCUGAGCUUCAUUUUUUUGUCAAUGAGGGCAACCUCCAAAUCCUAAGAAUGGGUCCAAAUUGAGGUACCAAUCCUUUGCUCUCCUCAGACUGGGAGGAAGGCAUGCAAAGAAAGGGGUGGGGUUCCUCCCGAAUAUGACUUGUUUUCUAUUACUUGUCCUAAAGCUGGAAAACUGGUCCAGAUUGUAAAUGGGGAACUAUUUUUUUGAAACCUAGACUCAACUCUUUUAAAGCUUUAAAUUCAACAGCUUGUUUAAGUGUUCAAAAAGUCUGCUUUCGUUUUCCAUUCAAAUUUUGUUUUGCCCGUUUGGCAUCACUGAACUAAUCCCAGAUGGGCUUGUUUAUGCUCACCCUGAGCAUUUUCCCCCAUGCACAACCAAUCAUCUCAAAGAUUUUGUUUUUUUCCCCUCGGUUUGUGGUUUUGCUCUAUUUAAUUUUGAAAUAGAUACAAGUAAACAACUUUUGCUGUGUAUUGCUUUUUUGUUCUUUAUAGCUGACCUGUUAGUAGACACAAUAUUCGAUUCAUGUGCCUGCUCUGUAUUUCAAUAAACUAAAUAAAACCAUUCUCCCCAAAA